AUGAGCAACAAUGGAGGAACACAUGAGCAACACACCAUACAUCAAGACAACAACGGAGGAACACAUGAGCAACACACCAUACAUCAAGACAACAACGGAGGAACACAUGAGCAACACACCAUACAUCAAGACAACAACGGAGGAACACAUGAGAAACACAUCAUACAUCAAGACAACAACGGAGGAACACAUGAGAAACACACCAUACAUCAAGACAACAACGGAGGAACACAUGAGAAACACAUCAUACAUCAAGACAACAACGGAGGAACACAGGAGAAACACACCAUACAUCAAGACAACAACGGAGGAACACAUGAGAAACACACCAUACAUCAAGACAACAACGGAGGAACACAUGAGAAACACACCAUACAUCAAGACAACAACGGAGGAACACAUGAGAAACACACCAUACAUCAAGACAACAAUGGAGGAACACAUGAGAAACACACCAUACAUCAAGACAACAACGGAGGAACACAUGAGAAACACACCAUACAUCAAGACAACAACGGAGGAACACAUGAGAAACACACCAUACAUCAAGACAACAACGGAGGAACACAUGAGAAACACACCAUACAUCAAGACAACAAUGGAGGAACACAGGAGAAACACACCAUACAUCAAGACAACAAUGGAGGAACACAUGAGAAACACACCAUACAUCAAGACAACAACGGAGGAACACAUGAGAAACACACCAUACAUCAAGACAACAACGGAGGAACACAUGAGAAACACACCAUACAUCAAGACAACAACGGAGGAACACAUGAGAAACACACCAUACAUCAAGACAACAACGGAGGAACACAUGAGAAACACACCAUACAUCAAGACAACAACGGAGGAACACAGGAGAAACACACCAUACAUCAAGACAACAACGGAGGAACACAGGAGAAACACACCAUACAUCAAGACAACAACGGAGGAACACAUGAGAAACACACCAUACAUCAAGACAACAACGGAGGAACACAGGAGAAACACACCAUACAUCAAGACAACAACGGAGGAACACAUGAGAAACACACCAUACAUCAAGACAACAACGGAGGAACACAGGAGAAACACACCAUACAUCAAGACAAAUUAUAA
Procambarus clarkii (red swamp crayfish) is the source of this 1107-nucleotide messenger RNA. Its product is annotated as kinesin-like protein K39. Lineage: Eukaryota; Metazoa; Arthropoda; Malacostraca; Decapoda; Cambaridae. The record is from RefSeq and is a predicted model, not a curated record.